This is a messenger RNA of Pimephales promelas (fathead minnow), 1464 nucleotides long. Lineage: Eukaryota; Metazoa; Chordata; Actinopteri; Cypriniformes; Leuciscidae. The record is from RefSeq and is a predicted model, not a curated record.
AUGGCGUCUGCACAGACAGAAGCACCUGUUAGUGGAUAUUUGCAAGAUAUUAGUCACUGGAACUGCUCUCUGAAUCAAAGGAUUUGGAUGAAAACAGAGAUGGAGUCCAUGGGGCUUUGGCCAGGAUCACGCCCAGUAAGACAACUCAUGAAUAUGGUCUCCUUGUGGCGCUAUCCACCUCAGCCCGAGCUCAUAGAGACAAGCAUGGGCCUUCCGUCACCAAAGUACUUCCAGCUCCAUCCCUUUUUCAUCUGGAAACCUGAGCACAGUAUAAAUGAAAGGCUUAGAAACAAUUACAUCCUGCCCUGUCUCUACAGCUGUCCAAAUCCGCAUGUUGUGUCCUCAGGUGUGGGAAGACCCCGAGUGAUCCUUGGCACUAGUGGGCAAUAUUACAUCCUUGCUUCACGUCUGUGCUGUAAGGCAUGUAAAAAAUACUGGUUUGCUGAUAAACCACAGUGGGUGGACAUGCUACCUCAGAGAUUUAGAAACAUCUUGCCAGCCUUCCUCACCUAUAAGAAGGCAAUCUGUAAAACAGUGAUGGAUGAACUGAGGCGCUCUGGAAAGUCCCCCAAUGAUAUGGCCAACCAGCUGUCUGAGGUGCUUCACCUUAAGUUUGAAAGGGCCCACCUUGCUUGCCUUCUAAUGGUGCAGAACGUCAGGGAUGCUGAAGCAGGACUGUAUGGCCAGAAAACCAUCACAGGAGCAUUGAGGAAGGACGACACACCUGCUUCGUUUGGGGGUUACGAAGACACUGAUUGGUGGCAUGGGGUGUCUGUGUCUGCACAUUAUCUGGUGGAGUGCUUGCUUCAGGAAUAUCAGCGUCAAGAGGCAGUUCUCACUCAGCUCCUUCAAGGCACUUUUGGACAGGUGUUCAGGUCAGAUCACACACGCAAAGUUGCUAGAAAAGUGACCCUCUCAUCUGGCACAAUGUCAUCCUAUGCUGUGAUUAACGAGAACUGGAUGAUCCUGUCCUGGGUGAUGCUGCAGUCUGAGAGUGAGCAGUCCUUGACGUCAAUGUACUGUGGGAUGGCCAAUCGCUACAGUGCUGCUGGCAUACCCAAGGCCAAGUACCAGUGGGUGGACAGGGACUGCUGUGCUGCAUUCAGAGUGAUGGACCCAGGACCGUAUGAGCACCAGCAGUGGGAAGCUUGGAGGACCACUGAAGCUACUGUGGCAGAGGUUACAUCAGGAAACCUCAAGAAUGUAAAUGCCGCUUGCCAGAAGUACAAUGAGGACAUGGUGGUUAAACUAGACUUGUUUCACUGUAUGCGGCGAUUCACCAGGGAAUGUGUUUCGGAGCACCAUCCUCUGUAUAGUUCCUUCUGCCAGUUCCUCUCUUCUGCCUUCUCUGUAGUAGAUCAGAGUGACCUGGAGAAACUGAAGAACGCAUACAAGUUCUGUGGAAUUGAGCCUGCUAAUCCUGCACAUCCGAGAGCACUGCAGGACAAAAGUGCCACAUCCUAG